GGGAGAGAGGAGUCAUCUCAUAAUUCCAAUUAGGCAACAAAACGAGCGUUUAGGUGUUAAACCGAGCGCAACUGUCCUUUUUGAACCGGGAUCAAAGACUAGUGCUGAGAAUUUGAAAAGUAGGGUAGUGUGGACUAUGUUCCUUGUUCACUAUAGGGCACUCAUAUUUCCUCUUCUGAUCCGUCAAGGAAAACCAACACCAUUUUUCACUUUUGUGUUAGCCUUUCUGUUCUGUGUUUACAAUGGAUACUUGCAGGGCCGAAGCUUAAGCAACUAUGUAACAUACCCUCCAGGCUGGUUGAAAGAUCCACGCUUCGUUAUAGGUUUUAUAGGGUGGUUGGUCGGCAUGGCAAUCAAUAUUCAUUCUGAUCAUAUUCUCAGAAAUUUGAGAAAACCAGGGGAAACCGGUUACAAGAUACCAAGAGGAGGAAUGUUUGAGUAUGUCAGUGGAGCCAACUUCUUUGGAGAAAUCCUGGAAUGGUUUGGGUUUGCCCUUGCCUGCUGCACCAUUCAAAGCCUUGCAUUUGCAUUGUGUACUCUUUUCAUCUUGGGUUCAAGGGCCAAACAACACCACAAAUGGUACCUUGAGAAAUUUGAAGACUACCCGAAGUGUAGAAAAAUUGUGAUCCCAUUUUUGUACUGA
Molecule: messenger RNA, 643 nt
Organism: Acanthisitta chloris (rifleman)
Lineage: Eukaryota; Metazoa; Chordata; Aves; Passeriformes; Acanthisittidae
Gene: SRD5A1
Product: steroid-5-alpha-reductase, alpha polypeptide 1 (3-oxo-5 alpha-steroid delta 4-dehydrogenase alpha 1)
Exons: 5
Biological process (GO): steroid biosynthetic process
Molecular function (GO): 3-oxo-5-alpha-steroid 4-dehydrogenase activity
Source: RefSeq, a predicted model, not a curated record